GUAUCUACAACAAUAACACAAUUAGAUUAAGAUAAAAUGGCUCGUGGUCACCAAAAAAUCCAAUCUCAAGCUAAAGCCCAAGAAAAACAAGCCAAAUUGAAGAAACAACAAGGACACAGUGCUACUGACCAAAAGAAAGCGGCACUGAAAGCCUUAGUUUAUAUCUGUGCCGUAUGCAAAUCUCAAAUGCCUGAUCCUAAAACGUACAAACAGCAUUUUGAAAAUAAACAUCCCAAAAAUGAUAUGCCACCAGAGUUGAAGGACGUCUAAAGUAUUCAGCUGUCUUUUGUUUUAUAAACAAAACAGAAAAACAUAGACGCGCACCCGCCUCUGACUUGAGGAUUACUGCUAGCAGCUUGCUGUAUAAUCUUGUAAUUAAAAUAGCUGUUUAUUUAAUUAUCUACACAUUUACUUUUUU
Molecule: messenger RNA, 418 nt
Organism: Musca vetustissima
Lineage: Eukaryota; Metazoa; Arthropoda; Insecta; Diptera; Muscidae
Product: zinc finger protein 706-like
Exons: 3
Coding region: 37-270 (77 amino acids)
Source: RefSeq, a predicted model, not a curated record